AUGAAACCAACCUGCCAGACGAGACGGCGGGCAACAACUUGUUUUUUCGCUUUGUUACUCCGUCUUAUCCCUGCCUCACCAACGAGAUGGGUCGACAUUAUAGUUGUUUAAAACUAGGUUUAAUGUGUAAGAAAUAAAUUGGGCCUAUAAUUAAUUAUUUUACCAACUCCUCUGCGCAAACAGAAGACACACGGUAGCUUGGUGUGAGAGUAUCACGUCAUGACAAGACAACUUGAAGAUACCAAGAGCGCCCAUAAUAACUGUCUCUCAGAAGCCACAGCGGACUGUGGUCAAUCAAACAGAUUCAUUUAGUUUAUCAGUUAAUAUUUUUUUCAACGUUUUGCCCAUCAUGUCUAGUGGAAACUUCAUAUCUCGUGUGAGAUCAGCCUUUCGCAAGAAGCGCGAGGACUGGGACUUGAGUGACACCGCCACGUUUGAUUUCUCCGAUGAGCUCGCGGUGGAUGAGACGCCCAGGUUCAAUAAGCUCAAAGUGGUGGUGUCCGGUGAGAUGGACGACUACUCGGCCACUGCUUCGAACGGGACCGCUGUGAACACAUUUAUAACGGACGAUGAUGACUCUCUCCUGGGUUCGUCCUCCAGUCUGGGAAGUCCAGGCAUCAGCAUGGACCCGUGUGAGAACUGCACCAAGAGGAAAGAGCACACAAAACAGCGCGCAGUGAUGAGGAAAUUGGCCUUUGCAGCUUUGCUUUAUUUUCUGUUUAUGGUAGGGGAGCUCAUAGGUGGCUAUGUGGCUAACAGCCUUGCCAUAAUGACCGAUGCACUGCACAUGCUGACUGAUCUGGUUGGUAUUGUCAUAUCACUCCUGGCACUGUGGCUCUCAGCCAAACCACCCACGGACAGGUUCACCUUUGGCCUCCAGCGUCUUGAGGUGAUAUCAGCAGGUAUCUCGGUGUUGCUGAUCUACAUCUUGACGGGGGUGCUCCUGAAUGAGGCUGUGCAGCGAACUCUCCACCCAGAUUUCACUAUUGACGGAGACGUCAUGCUUAUCACAGCCGCUGUGGGUGUAGCUGUCAACCUGAUAAUGGGCUUUCUCCUCAACCAGUCAGGUCACCUGCAUUCUCAUUCCCAUGGCCCCACCCAUUCCCAUGGCCACGCCCACACCGAGAGGGCAUCAGGGCAGGGUCUUCAGGGUCAUGGCAGCUUGGCGGUGCGGGCCGCAUUCAUCCAUGCUCUCGGGGACCUGGUGCAAAGCGUGGGUGUGCUUAUUGCAGCAUAUAUUGUCAGGUUUAAGCCGGAGUACAAGCUGGCGGAUCCUGUGUGUACUUACGUGUUCUCUGUGCUGGUGCUGGUCACCACAUUGCGAAUCAUUAGAGACACUGGGCUCAUACUACUGGAAGGUGUGCCAAGACACCUGGAUGUGUCAGGGAUGAAAGAGGACCUGCUGAAGCUUGAUGAUGUGGAGUCAGUACAGGAGCUGAAGCUCUGGGCCCUCACCACUGAAAAAACUGCAGCUAUUGCACAUCUGCAGCUCAGUAAGUAUCACACACAUGCACACGUACAGGAGCUGAAGCUCUGGGCCCUCACCACUGAAAAAACUGCAGCUAUUGCACAUCUGCAGCUCAGUAAGUAUCACACACAUGCACACGUACAGGAGCUGAAGCUCUGGGCCCUCACCACUGAAAAAACUGCAGCUAUUGCACAUCUGCAGCUCAGUAAGUAUCACACACAUGCACACGUACAGGAGCUGAAGCUCUGGGCCCUCACCACUGAAAAAACUGCAGCUAUUGCACAUCUGCAGCUCAGUAAGUAUCACACACAUGCACAUGUACAGGAGCUGAAGCUCUGGGCCCUCACCACUGAAAAAACUGCAGCUAUUGCACAUCUGCAGCUCAGUAAGUAUCACACACAUGCACAUGUACAGGAGCUGAAGCUCUGGGCCCUCACCACUGAAAAAACUGCAGCUAUUGCACAUCUGCAGCUCAGUAAGUAUCACACACAUGCACAUGUACAGGAGCUGAAGCUCUGGGCCCUCACCACUGAAAAAACUGCAGCUAUUGCACAUCUGCAGCUCACGGCCGGCAGCAUGGGGAACUGGGAGGAAGUCCAAGCCAAAGCUCGGCACCUGUUGAUGUCACACGGCGUGUCGCAUUGCACGGUGCAGCUACAGAGCCACAGGCAGAGGGCGCCACACACCUGCAAUAGCUGCCAGCCUGUAAACACCUGAGUUAGCUCGUGUGCACACACACACAAGCUUCUUUCACUCCUCUGGUUGUUAAUGUGUUAGUGAAUGUACCGGCUCUGUAACAGAGGCAGGCCAUUGUCCUGUCAGUGAAGAUGAGACUGCCCCACCCUAAAUGAUUUUAACAAGUACCUGCCCAGCUUCCACCAAAAUCCAGGAUCAACCUCUCACUUAUGUUUAAAAACAUUCCGUACAGGUCUGUCGUGAGUGCAACACAUCCAUUCUGUAGAAUCAUUUGGGGGUUUUUUGGGGGUUUUUUUUUGUUUUUUUUUUUGGUCAUCUAUUCUGCUUACUCUGUGUUUCCAGUGUGCUCCAACUGUCACAAUCGCACACAUGUUUAUCAGAUGUUGUGUGGUCAGGUGAAGGUCUUAAUCCAUCUGCCAGUCCCAGCAGGAACAGGUCUGACUCCUUCUCGGUCCCUGGCUCAAAUUGUAGCAAGUUUCUGUCUUCUGUAUUCUAACUACACCUGAUUCAGCUAGUCAGCUGUAAUUACCAAACUGUCAUGUGUUGCACCAGCUGUGUCUGACCAGGGCAGGUGCUGUUGUGCAGCUGCUGCUAGCUGGAAGUGUGAAAAGUCACUAGACUCACCUAGUUUAGUGUUCAUCAGCCUCCAAACCUACACAGCCUCAAACGUAUUAUUUUUUUAAAAAUCUAAGUAUAUUCAUUAGAAGCGACGUAUUGCAAACGUUGACUGAAUUGUUAGAAACAUGAAGCUGACAUUUGAGCCUGUGAGGGCGCUCUUCCCUCCAUUGUCCUUCCUCCCCUACUGCAAAGACCAGCACUAAGCACAGAAAUGGUCACUCAGAAACAACAGGACAGCACAUCUGAAGAAUCCUUUGCACUGUCACGUUUGCAGAUCUAUCUGCAUUCAGCCAGAACCUGCUCAUCCAGGCCUUUUUUAAACAUUUUAUUUAAUAUUUACUUUCAGAAAAAGGUUUUCAAAAAAUAUUUUGUUGCCACCAUAAACCUUUUUAAUAGCUUUUUUUUUCUUAAUUUUUUUUGUAAUUUAGUACUUGGGCUCCCUGAUAAUUUGCACAUUCCAGUAACAUAAAAUGUAAAUAAUUGUUUUGUUUGCAGAAUUUAUGUUCUGGAACCAUAAGCCUGCUCUGUUAAGUGGUUUAAAAAUACCAGACUGUAAUUCUAAAGAUGCUCUUGGUAACUUGAAAUAAACUUAUUUUAAAUACUUGCAUAUUUAA
Electrophorus electricus (electric eel) is the source of this 3396-nucleotide messenger RNA. RefSeq names its product solute carrier family 30 member 4 (gene slc30a4). Gene Ontology annotation, molecular function: zinc ion transmembrane transporter activity. Gene Ontology annotation, biological process: response to zinc ion; zinc ion transmembrane transport. The record is from RefSeq and is a predicted model, not a curated record. Gene Ontology annotation, cellular component: plasma membrane. Lineage: Eukaryota; Metazoa; Chordata; Actinopteri; Gymnotiformes; Gymnotidae.